AUGGCUCUUCAAACUCUCUUCUCGCCUUCCAUUCUCUCUGCAACACCCUUCUCAUGCAUUGAUUCAUCAAAAAAUCGUACUACCUGUUGUGCAUUUAAACCCAUUCGAUGUGUUGCCAAUACCAGAAUUGUCGAUGAUCACACGGUGCCUCGACGAUCAGCCAAUUACAUACCAAGUGUCUGGGACUAUGAUUUCGUGCAAUCACUUACCAACGAUUUUGCUGACGAGAAAUAUAUAGUGCAAGCUGAUAAGCUAAAAGAUGACGUGAAGUGUCUCAUUAAUGGAAACGAGAAAUAUAUAGUGCAAGCUGAUAAGCUAAAAGAUGACGUGAAGUGUCUCAUUAAUGGAGUGAUGAACCAAAUGGCCAAGCUUGAGUUGAUCGAUGUUAUUCAAAGGCUAGGAUUGAAGUAUCUGUUUGAGACAGAGAUAAAAAAUGGCCUAGAUAUUGUUUACAAAGAUAGUAAUAAUGCAGGAUCAAGUGAUGAGCUCUAUGCAGUAGCCCUCAAGUUUAGGCUCUUUAGACAACAUGGGUAUAAUAUAUCCCAAGAUGUGUUUGAAAGGUUCAUAGAUGAGACAAAUAAUUUUAAGCCAAGCCUCUGUGAGAAUGUGGAGGGGCUGUUGAGUUUGUAUGAAGCUUCUUUCUUGGGUUUGGAAGGUGAAAACAUCAUUGAUCUGGCCAAAGCUUUCACAACCAGGCAUUUGAAAGACAUCAUAGGAGACAUAUCACCAAGCUUAGCCAGAAAAGUGGGCCAUGCUCUGGAUAUGCCCGUGCAUUGGAGAUUGACAAGAUUGGAGGCUAGAUGGUUCAUUGAUGCAUAUGAGCAAGAACAAAACAUGAACCCUUCUUUACUACAACUAGCUAAGUUGGACUACAACAUGGUGCAAUCAGUUCAUCAACAAGAGGUCAGGAAAUUAGCAAGUUGGUGGGUGGAUAUCGGCUUGCACAAUAUGGGUUUUGCAAGAGACAGGCUUGUAGAACACUACUUUUGGAACAACUCAAUGAUAUGUGAACCGCAAUAUGGACAAUAUCGAUAUAUGACAACGAAGAUAACAUGUUUGAUAACUGUUAUAGAUGAUAUAUACGAUGUAUAUGGCUCAGUGGACGAACUAGAGCUUUUCACAGAUUUUGUUGACAGAUGGGAUAUCAAUAGAAUUGACGCGCUUCCUUGCAAUAUAAAGCAAUGCCUUCUUGCCUUGUACAACACCACCAAUGAAAUUGGCUAUUGGACACUGAAAGAGAAAGGCUUUAACAUCAUCCCUUACCUAAGAAAGGCGUGGACAGAUAUCUGUAAAGCAUACUUGAAGGAAGCAAAGUGGUAUCAUGGUGGAUACAAGCCAACAUUGGAGGAGUAUUUUGACAAUGCAGUAGUUUCCAUGGCGACUGCUAUCAUGGUAUUAGGUGGCUAUUUCCUAACCACGGACAAAAUCACUGAGGAGGCAUUGGAUUACAUAGACAAGCUCCCGAGUAUCGUGCGUUGCAGCUGCAUGCUUAAUCGAAUCACCAAUGAUAUGGGAACAUCGUCGGAUGAGUUGGCCAGAGGAGACACCCUCAAGGCACUACAAUGUUAUAUGAAUGAAAAUGGUGCAUCUGAAGAAGUCGCUCGUGAAUUCAUGAACAAUUUAAUCAAUGAAAUAUGGAAGACUUUGAACAAGGACAUGCACAAAAACUAUCCUUUCUCUGAACCAUUUUUAAGUGCCUGUGCAAAUCAUGGUCGGGCAGCUCAGUGCUUUUACCAACAGGGAGAUGGGCAUGGCGUGCCAGACCGUUGGACAAAGGAUUAUCUGAUUUCAUUGCUGGUCCAACCGAUUCCUUUAAACUAG
Molecule: messenger RNA, 1821 nt
Organism: Ilex paraguariensis (yerba mate)
Lineage: Eukaryota; Viridiplantae; Streptophyta; Magnoliopsida; Aquifoliales; Aquifoliaceae
Source: the annotation of a GenBank genome assembly